GCACCUCUUCUGCACCCCUCUGCACCUCCUCUGCACCUCCUCUGCAAGCUCCCACGCCAAUCCACGUGAUACACUAGACUGAGUCGACGAGCCAUCCCUCGAUACGCCAUGUCGGAUAGGAAACUAAUCAGCUCCGGCUCGCCUUUUGAGGCCCAAAUCGGGUACUCCCGAGCCGUCGUCUCCGGCGAAUGGGUCUUCGUGUCCGGUUGCACCGGGUACGACUACAAAACCGGCCUCAUCUCCGACGAUGUGGCUGAGCAGGCGGAGCAGACGCUGCGCAACGUCGACGAGGCCCUGGUCGCGGCCGGCGCGGGCGUCGGCGACGUCGUCCGCGUGCGCUACAUCCUCCCGGACCGGGCCGACUUUCCAAAGACGUGGCCCGUCCUCCGGGCGUGGCUGGGCGGCGCGAGGCCGGCCGCGACGAUGAUCCAGGCUGGGCUGAUGGAGGAGGUCAUGAAGUUUGAGAUCGAGGUCACUGCGAGGAAGGGCGCGGCUGGCUCUUCGGAGCCGCCGGUGUAGGGCUCUGGUUGUUGAAGGCCGAGAAAGGGGGUUAUGAAAACGUGGUUAGGGGUGGUUUAGCAUCAACAACGCAUCACAAGAGUCCCCGUGAUAUAGGAUGUAAGGAGCAAAGGUCUGAAAAG
This is a messenger RNA of Phialemonium atrogriseum, 641 nucleotides long. Its product is annotated as Endoribonuclease L-PSP/chorismate mutase-like protein. The transcript is spliced from 3 exons. Bases 109 to 519 code for a protein of 136 amino acids. NCBI's taxonomy places the organism in Eukaryota, Fungi, Ascomycota, Sordariomycetes, Cephalothecales, Cephalothecaceae. The record is from RefSeq and is a predicted model, not a curated record.